CACAUUUCAAAACAUGGUGGCAGCUCAGUGAACAGGGCGAACGUCUUAACUAGUCAUUAAAAAUAUUGAAGCUUAUUUAGCAGGAGUGUUUGAUACAGUUUGUAAACACCACAUCAAUAAGCUUCAUACAAAAUCAAGGAUGACGUCUGAAGAAACCCAGAUUUCAGAGGAACUGAAAGGAUGUUACGAAAAUCUUAUUGUAAUCGACAUAGGCGCAAAUCUAACGAACAAAAAGUACGGCCGUGAUCUCGAUUCUGUUAUACAGAGGGCAAAAGACGCAGGUGUCCAAAAAAUUAUGGUCACGGGAACAUCUGUGAAGAACAGUAAAGAAGCCCUAAGGCUGACUCGCCUUUACCCUGGCACUAUAUAUUCUACGGCAGGAGUACACCCUCACGAUGCCAAGUCCAUGGUGGAAGAAGACAUGUGGACGGAGCUACACCAGACGGCGAGCGCUCCGGAGUGCGUGGCCAUCGGCGAGUGUGGACUCAACUUUAGCAAGGACUUCUCCGAGCCCGCAGUGCAGAGGGAAGUUUUUAAACGACAGGUGGAAAUGGCGUGCGAGCUCCGGAAGCCACUGUUCGUCCACGAGAAGGAGGCUCAGGAGGAAGUCAUCAAGAUCUUAGACGAGGCGGGGACAAGAUUACCAGCCGUGGUGAUACACUCGUUCACUGGCUCCGUGCAGCAGGGGCUCUUAUACCUCGAGCGCGGGUACUACCUAGCCAUCACCGGGUACAUCUGCAAGGACAAGUCGGACGGCGGUAUCCGGCGGCUGCUGUCGGAGCGGCUGGUCCCGCUGGACAAGCUGCUGGUGGAGACUGACUCGCCGUUCAUGUACCCCAACAUGCGCGCCUCCAAGCUGCCGCUGCACGUCAAGGAUUCCCUGACUGAGAGGUCGAUGAACUUCGUCAACCGCUACUGCACGUUCCAACGAAACGAGCCGUGCGCGCUGCCGGCGGUGGUUGAGCUGAUCGCGGGCUUCCUGGGGCAGAGCCCCGAGGACGUCGCGCUCGCCACUGCCUUCAACGCGCUCAAGAUCUUCGGGCUGAGCCAGUAGUAGUAGAAUGCCGCUCAUGGGUAAUUAAACCACUUCUAUUGGUUCGCUACGGCUACUGUUCACAGGAAUGGUUUAGGCGCAGAUUGUAAAAAUGAGUUUGAUUUUUGUUCUUGCCUGACAAACUUUUGGUGACGUAUAGUGCUUAUAAAUUAUAAAGAAAAGGCGCUAGACCGUCGCAUGCGUUUUCUAUUUCUUAUAAUAUGAUGAUGAUUUUAUUUGACUUUUUUUUUCAGAAUUGUGUCUGGAAAGCCGGGUUUUAAGAUAUUAUUGUAAUUUUCAGCUCUUGUUAUAGAUAACAAGGGUAAAAAAAUGCAAUAUUAAGACCCUGCUUGCCUAAUGUCGCUAAAGAUUUUCAAAAUGACAAUUUAUAGGAAAUAAAUUUAUUUCAAAAAUAUCAUCGGAAUUUAACAAGUGAGAAUCUUAUCAGAUGUAACAAGAAUGUCACGAUAAACGAAUCUGCGCCUGAAUAUCUAUUUCUGAGGUAAAAAUAUUUACAAAGAAUCGAAAAUUAUAUUAUAAUGAUACCUUAUAUAAAAGUUAAUAUGUUGUGCCUUGUCGAUUACAAUAUGACAUUAACAUCAAUUGAAAUCUGUAUUUAUAUUAGAAAUGAAAAGAUUUUCAUAUUUACUAAAGUAUAAAUUACAUUUAUAAUUAUAAUUUAUGCGAAACAAUAUUUACAAUAAUAAUUUAUGUACAUUUUAGGCUGAUUGCAGACGAUUUGAUAUAUUACAAUAUUAUAAAAAAACAGAUCGUAAUGCGGCCUUAAAAAAGUAUAUAUAAAUGUAUAAUAUAAGUAUAUAUACAAUGAUGAUAUAAAUGCAAGUUUCUUCAGACGUCAUCGCGAUAUAUCGGUAACCAAACUCGAACUUUGAAAAUACUCAAAAUUUUUGCAUUUCUAUACCACGAACAUGUCGCGUGACAUGGUAGCAGAGGCUAAUUCGUCUUUAGGAUGUCCCUAUAAAUUUUAUUUUAAAGUGUGUUACUCUUUGUAAUGUAUGAAAAAUCUGGCACAUUUCAUAGGGAUAGUUGUAAGACUUUUACUAACAUUCGAUUUCUUGCCAUCGACUUGACUGCUUAUAACAAAAUUAUGUGGAAAUGCUUAUAUUUACGUCCUUAUCGGGUAGACAAAUUGGCACAUUCCUUACCAUAUUUUUCGUUUAAGCAGUCAUUUGACUUAGUAAUUUUACGUCGCCUCUAAUCGUAGAUUUAUUUGUAUACGAAUACCAAAAUAGACUAACUGUAUACGUGAAUAAUUUCGAAAAAUGAACUCCGCAAGUAUUUUUAGAUUUUUUAUUGUGGGUUGUACACGGCCGAUUUUAUCGGCGGGCAUUUUUCAGAGAAAAAGAUUAUAAUACAUGCAUUUCGCAUUAACAUUUUCUCACCGAGUUCAAAGUCAAACAACGACAUGAAUUAUUAACUAAAAUAAUGCACAUUGUGUACUAAAAAUCGGCCGGUUAAAUUGGUGUGUGUACGCCUUAAGCGUACCUGAAACUUGGACGCAUAUGCCAUUAACUUUAAAGUGGGUACGAGCAUAAUAUGACGCAAUAUUUUCGUGUAUUUUUAAUGACAUUAUUUAAUGAUUUAUGAUUGUGGCUUUUUAUGUUAUUUGUGUAGUUAUGUGUUGCACACGUCUUUAUGUUUACUGAUGAAUAUGGUGGCAAUAGUCGGCAGCUGUUAGUCAGAAUGAUCUCAUACCAACCACUGUACUGUGCUUAUGUCUAUACAAUCGUACUGAUACUUAUGUAGCUUUGUUUAAAUGCUUUCUAUUAUCCGAUUGUGCACGAUAUUGAGGUUAAAGAAUUUAAAUCCAUCUUAGUUGCUUCACGAUCGCAUUGAGAUAAAUGAUUUUAUCGCAACUAAUUCCGUUCUAUGAACAUUUUUUGCAAUUGGUUGCCAUUGACUGGCCUUUGUGUCUGGCAUUCAAUCGGAUAAUAAUGAAAAGACAAAAGCAUAUUACUAUAUUAUAUUUGCGUUAAAAUAUUGCCAAUGAUAGGUAAAGCCUAGGGCAUGUUGAUAAUAUUAUCCAGAAAUUGUUACAGAUAUUAAGUAGGUUAACAAUUCCCUGUGAAGUUGUUUAGUGUAUUUCUAGCCUAAGAAACCGUUAAUUCUGUUAAUACCUGUUGCCACUAUAUUAUGGUCUAUUAUUGCACGGUGUCAGGUUUAGUACUUCGCUCUAUUCAGAGCAAUCCUAAUCGAAUUAAAUUUAUUUUUCAUUCGAAUAUAUACUGUAAAUAGUUUAUAGAUGUUCUUAUAUUUAAUAAACGUUGAUUUAAUGCUGUAGUCACAACGAAAUCAAAGACUGCAAGUAUUAAAAAUGUGGAAUUUGACAUGUUAAAUUAAUUAUGUUUUUGUAACGAUAUUUUUUACGUAUUUAAUCGUUUUACGCGUCGAUAAAUAGGCGCGGGAUGAUAACAGCCAAUCACAGCGGAAGAAUCUGAAUCGUAGAAAAUUCCGUUUUCUGAUUGGUUGAUGUAAUUACCCGCGUUAAUUUAGUUUUGACGCGAAUUAAUAAUAAGAGUAAUGUUAUUGAUUCCUUUAUUUUUUGACAAUCACUUUGUUGUAGAUACGUAAGGAGCUUAUAAAGAUUUCACAUACAAGGUGUACUGGGAAAUAGUUGUGGAAGAUGGCACAAUUAUGUUUAUAUUGAAAAAUGUUUACGUGAUAAUGUUAAAAUUUUUCAUUAGGGUUGAACCUGGCAACACCUCAUUGCACUUUCCUAUGCUUCUAUUCUUUUGUUUUUCCGCUAUCCCCUUGGCGAUUCUGCCGCGGGCGGUAGCUCUCUUUCGCUCUAGCAAAUGAUGGGUCUGAGUAACAGAAAAGGAUAGGAGUAUAGGAACGUGUGAUGAAAUGGUGACAAAUGUGGUUUGCCCGUUAUUCCCCAGUGACUUUGUAUGGGCUCGCCUCGGGCGUCGUAAUGUAGUGCCUUCGACAAAACGUCCUUUUGUGAUACAAUAUUUUCUUAGAUUGUACAGAUUAUUUCUUUCAAUAUACAAAUAAAUAUUUAA
Messenger RNA from Pectinophora gossypiella (pink bollworm), 4059 nucleotides. RefSeq names its product 3'-5' ssDNA/RNA exonuclease TatD. Gene Ontology annotation, cellular component: cytosol. Gene Ontology annotation, molecular function: single-stranded DNA 3'-5' DNA exonuclease activity. The transcript has 7 exons. Lineage: Eukaryota; Metazoa; Arthropoda; Insecta; Lepidoptera; Gelechiidae. Bases 140 to 1054 code for a protein of 304 amino acids. The record is from RefSeq and is a predicted model, not a curated record.